GAGGGAAACUCGUGGGGGCCUCCGUCAGCGGUAGCGGCCAGCGUUCGGACAGGACUCCGGUGAGUCGCGCGAUACCUGGCGCUUCGCUUCGAUCGCGAGCCGAGGAAGAUAUUCCGGAUAGAAGAAUCAACACCGACGACGACGACGACAACAACGACGACGGCAACGACGACGACGACGGCGGCGGCGUCGCAGUGACGACGCGUCGCCCAAGUAAGAAAAAUCCGUUUUUUUUCAUCCUCGCGGGUGACGACCCUUGCGCACGCAAGGGAGGUGUAUCCCUUUUUUUCUGUCACGCGAAGUGCUGAAAGUCCGAUCGGCCGGCGAUCGGCGGUGGAGGACGACGACCGGAAUGGAGAGGAGGCAGCAGCAUCGUCGUCGUGACUCGAGCAGCUUCCAAGGUUGAGGCCCAGCGCGAAUACACAGCCGCCACCGGAAAGUAUGGGCUCGGAGGCCUGGGAGCUGGAGAGGAGGUACUCGGUGCCGGGUGCUUUGGACACCAGGGGGCUGGAGCCGCCGGCCAGCGAGGAUCUGCACGCAUGGUCGAUUUACAGGCAAAACCUGAACUCCGACUUCACGGACUCCGCGCUCGGCUCCGCCGAGAAGUCGCCGCUGCCGUACGGGAACUUCCAGCUGCGCGACUCCACGGUGCAGAGCAUACUCCGGCAUCCGCGGUACGGGCCCAAGAGUCCGUUGGCCAACAACUCUUACACGUACUUAAAGUUCGGUCUACCGCGAGUCCUGCCGCCCAGCUCGCGGAAUCGCGACGGAUCCAGCGGCUACGACUCCAGCGAGGAAGGACGACGCGUGUCGCACGCAGGUGCUCCAGUGCAUACCACUUCGAUUAUGCGUUCAGCCAGAAGCGACCCGGAUUUUAGGCACGUCCACGCUGUCCCGAGGGAGUCAGCGCAUUCUCAGCUAACUAUCGCGAGGGAUCACCCGAGGCUGAGAAGUGCCAGCGAGGCCAAUCUCUUGCAGAGUGCAGUUAGGACCAAUCGGCGACACAGCAUCGCGCCAAUCGAUCCCGGAUACAUAGCACACGGACACGGUAUCCUGGGACCGGAAGGUUACGCGCUGCCAAUAAGACCCAUACCGUGUCUGCAACAUCCUCACCUACAGCUGCGAGGCGUGGAGGCUUCGGGCUCGGAUGGGCUGCCGCUUCUUCGUGGUAUCACCCUCGAGGCCGGCGCCGCCGAAGUGCUGGCCAUUAUGGCGACUACCGAGAAGGAAGGCACGCAGAUCAUCGAGACGAUCGCGGGCAGGAGGCGUAUAAAAAGGGGCGAUAUUCUGCUCAAUGGAAGAUCCGUAUCGGCACGCAGCCUGAGAUCUCGCGUUGCCUAUCUACCCACGGAGAGCGGCCUAACUCCUGGACUGACGGCUCAGCAGACUCUCAGCUUCUACAUGUUGCUGAGAGGCGGUCGCAACACCACCACGCUCGAGGCCGAGGCUAUUCUGCAGGAGCUCGGCUUGGAGGCGACCAAGCACUGCCUGGUCAACACCCUGACAACAUCCGAGGCCCGACGACUGGCUCUCGCCUGCCGGCUGCUUCAGGACUCGCACAUUCUCGCCUUGGACAGACCCAUCCACGGUUUGGACAUCUUCGACGCCUUCUUCCUCGUGGAAUACCUAAGGCAAUGGGCCAGCCGCGGUCAGCGUCUCGUCGUCCUGACCCUGCAUCCGCCCACCUACGAGAUCCUAACGAUGGUGUCGAGGGUCGCGCUUACUUCCGGCGGUCGAGUCAUGUACUCCGGGCCCAGAAGAGACAUGCUGCCAUAUUUCGCGUUCGCCGAAUUCCCCUGCCCGCCCUUCAAGAAUCCGUCCGAUUAUUAUCUCGAUUUAGUAACGCUGGAUGACUUGUCGGCGGAAGCGAUGCUGGAAUCUUCGCAGAGGAUAGAUCAUUUGGCGGAGCUGGCCAGAACGAGGCUACCCCCGCUCAGUGAUCCUGGACCACCGGGCGCACUUCCGCCCUCGAUGUCCGGUCCCAAUAUAUUUGUGCAAUUCUACGCGCUAUUGUUGCGAACGCUCAUCUACAGUCAACCGUGGACGUUGACGAGGCUGUUGCGGAAGAUCGUCAUUUCCGCGUCGCUCAGUGUUUUACUUGGUGCAAUAUUCUGGGAUAUCGCCAGUGAAUCGAAUCUAUACCUGCGAGACAGAAUAGGCUUUCAUUAUGCUAGUUUGGGCAUCCUUUUCUGGCCUCUGAAUCUUCUGGCGAUGUGCGAUGUAGCCAAUAACAGGCCGAAUGUGGAGAGGGACAUCAGAGAUGGGCUGUAUGGUAGAUUUAUCUACAUUCUAGUGGAGCUCAUUUGCAGUGUGCCGUCGUGGUGCGUGAUCUACCUGAUAUAUUUGGCACCAGCGUUUGCGAUGUCGGGGUUGCAUCUCGUGCCGGAUGAGAAUCUGACGUCGCUGUGGAACUAUCUCAUCGUCGGCCUGCUGCAUCUGAUGCUGCAGCAUCUCAUCUGCAAGUUCUUCGCGCAUGUGAUCAAAUGGACUUAUUUGGCAUCGUUGCUCGGCGGCGUAGUGUUGGGCGAGAUGAUCCUGGCUGGCGGGGCGACCUUGCACCUGGACAAUUUGCCGUCGUGGUAUCAGCAAAUCAACCCGAUGCAAUGGUCAAUGUCGAUGCUGCUGCCGCGGCUGUACAAGAGCGAGAGCGUGGGGAAAUUGGCUAAUUGCAAACCCAAGCAGAUCCAACGGCAGGACAUCAUUAUUCAGGCGGCGUGCGAGCCGCCCGAUGGCGCGUUGGCUCUUCGCGAAGUCGCCCUCGACAAGUUGAACGUACGAGGGGAGCUUUGGCUGGGCAUAGGCUUGGCUAUCGUUGCCGUGCUGAUCAUCUUCGCUUUCAUAUGUGUCAAGUACGUCACCCCGAAGAGGCCCAGAAGCGCUCCAAAUAAACCCUGAUUUGCCGCACACAAUUUGAAAAAUCAUCAUCGAGAAGUAGAAUCAAGAUCGUACAGGAUGCCACGAAGACAAUUUAGGUAUUCGUGAACUUUCACCCUUCGGAAUAGAGAUGUGUCGGAUAUUCAACAAGUAUUAGGCAUCCAAUUCGGUUAUUUUCUAUAGUCUGGUCAGAUAAUUGUUAUAUUUAAAAUUAAAUUUCAAAUGAAUAAUAACGUUUCAAGACGUUUCAUUAAUUUUGGCCAAUUUAACUAAAUACCUUUGUCCAUAUUUAAUUAUUGAUUAAUAUGUAUAUAAUGCAAAAUAAUUUAAAAAAUUUAAUAAUUAAAUUCAUUUUUGUACGCUUUUUAUUUGUUUACUAAAUAUUCUUCUUAAUAUUUUAUAAGAAAUCGAAUUUUUGCAUUAUCUUGGAGUAAUCUGAUUUUGGAUUCUGUAUAAAUGACUGCUGCGGUGAUAAAUAAAAAAUAGAUAUAAUUCUUAUUAUAAUUUCUUUUUUUACCAUAAUUUAUCAAACAGUUAAAUUCACCUUUUCAGUCUCUUUACGUUUGCCGAUUAACGAGUUAUUCGCUAGCAAUAAUUAUUAAAUUACGCCAUCCGAUUGCUUGAUAGAUCUAUUAUUCAGCACAUCUCUAUUUCGAAAAUAAUCGCGAACUAUCGAAGUUUUUUACUAAAAACUCCUUAUAAAAUUGUUCUUUGUUGUAGGUUAAAACUCACGUAUCAAUCAAGUAUAAGUUCGUAAAAAAUUCUUAUGGAUAUUCUAUUGUCCGAUGUAGGUUUUUUUACUAUUCAUUAAAUUUUAACAAAGAUAUUUUGAGCUUGAUUUUCGUUGACAAAAAGCAUUUCGGUAGAAUCUACCUUGCUAUUUUUUAUUGCGCUCGUAAAGUUUCGUCAACGUCUACUCCGUUGCGAUUCUUUAAAGAAAUACGCUUUAGGGACUCGCAGGCGUAGACUGAAAGGCGGUUUGAAGUACAAAGCUUAACGAGACAUUAUUCUUUAGCUUGUAAUAGAAAAUCGCUGUUUAUAAACGUUAUAACGAUGAAUAAACGCGCUUAUAACUUCGUAUAUAUCUUAACUGAUACGUAUUGUUAACCGUAUAAAAUAAACAUUUUCAUGAAACAAA
Messenger RNA from Pogonomyrmex barbatus (red harvester ant), 4012 nucleotides. RefSeq names its product ATP-binding cassette sub-family G member 8. Gene Ontology annotation, cellular component: plasma membrane. Gene Ontology annotation, biological process: transmembrane transport. Gene Ontology annotation, molecular function: ATP hydrolysis activity; ATP binding; ABC-type transporter activity. The record is from RefSeq and is a predicted model, not a curated record. Lineage: Eukaryota; Metazoa; Arthropoda; Insecta; Hymenoptera; Formicidae.